AUGUUUACUACAUUUAUUUUUAUGCUAUUGUAUUCUCUGAAUUUUACAUGUGUUUAUUCUGAUGAUAAAACUGGUUUCAUUCUGUACUGUCCUUGCAUGGGAAGAUUUGGUAAUCAGGCAGAUCACUUUUUAGGAGCAUUAGCAUUCAGUAAGGCUAUCAACAGAACUUUGGUUCUGCCUCCAUGGGUGGAAUACAGAUUUGGUGAACCAAGAUCUAUUCAAGUACCAUUUGAUACAUACUUCAAAGUAGCAAACUUAGAAAAAUAUCACAAUGUGAUGACAAUGGAGUACUUCAUGAAAGAUUUGGCUCCUAAUAUUUGGCCAAAGUUUAAAAGGAUUUCUUUUUGUUACACGCAAAGAAUGGGUGAACUAGAAAACAGUUGUAAUGCCAAGUCUGGUAACCCAUUUGGGCCUUUCUGGGAUAAUUUUAAUAUUGAGUUUGUGGACUCUGAAUUUUACGGACCUUUAAAUUAUGAUGCCCAUAACAAAAUAAUGAUAGACAAAUGGAAAGAUAAAUAUCCUUCUACAACAUGGCCAGUUUUGGCUUUUACUGGUGCACCUGCGAGUUUUCCAGUACAAAAAGAAAAUGUUCAUUUACAAAAAUAUCUUACAUGGAGUGAUGAUAUAGCUAGCAAAGCUAGAAUAUUUAUAAAGAAGAAUAUGAGUGGUGGUGCCUUUUUGGGCAUACAUUUAAGGAAUGGACAGGAUUGGGUGAAAGCAUGUCAGCAUGUCCAAGAUAGUACUAUGCUGUUUGCUGCACCUCAAUGUGUUGGUUAUAAAAAUGAAAGAGGUCCACUUACAUUGUCUAUGUGCCUACCCCAGCCGUCUGAAAUUAUCAAGCAAGUAAAGAGGGCACUCAAGAAACUGGAAAAUGUAAAGUUCAUCUUUGUGGCAUCGGAUUCCAAUCAUAUGAUAAAUGAUUUGAACAAAGCAAUACAUCAUUCUGAAGUUACAGCUAUUAAACUACAGCCAUCAAAUCCACAUCUAGACUUAGCUAUUCUUGGCCAGGCGAAUUACUUUAUAGGCAAUUGUGUAUCAUCUUACUCAGCUUUUGUAAAGAGGGAAAGAGAUGCAAGAGGUUUACCAUCCGAAUUUUGGGCAUUUCCAAACAGAAAGAAAAGUAAACAUGAAGAAUUGUAA
Spodoptera littoralis (African cotton leafworm) is the source of this 1140-nucleotide messenger RNA. NCBI's taxonomy places the organism in Eukaryota, Metazoa, Arthropoda, Insecta, Lepidoptera, Noctuidae. The record is from the annotation of a GenBank genome assembly.